This is a messenger RNA of Haliotis rubra (blacklip abalone), 1441 nucleotides long. Its product is annotated as outer dense fiber protein 3-like. NCBI's taxonomy places the organism in Eukaryota, Metazoa, Mollusca, Gastropoda, Lepetellida, Haliotidae. The transcript is spliced from 4 exons. The record is from RefSeq and is a predicted model, not a curated record. Bases 51 to 809 code for a protein of 252 amino acids. Gene Ontology annotation, cellular component: cytoskeleton.
AGGUCACGCCCCCACCGAGGAGUCUUUCGUGGCGGGAUAUUUAAUCAGAUAUGGAUUCGUUAAAGAGCAAGAAGAAUAUCCCUAUUGCUGCUCGACAGAGGGGUCCAGGCCCUGGGCGCUACGCCUUGCCUUCUACGUGUGGGUACAAUGGUCAUGACUUCACAAAGUACACCAGACCUGCCUACUCGUUUGGACGCCGUCUCGGGGACUUCGCAACAAAGAAGGAAUGCAGUCCGGGCCCAGCGUAUUUCAUUGACCCCAGCAUAACAAGGUCGGGUAGAGACGGCACCCCUGCCUAUUCCCUGCUUGCGAGACAGACAUAUCUUGGUACGUUCAAGACUCCAUCUCCUGGAGCUUACUCACCAGAACGGGUUCAUCCACAGGGGGAGAGAAAUGCCCCUAGGCAUUCAAUCGGUUCUCGGACCCGCUAUCGCAAACGUGAUGGCAACCCAGCCCCAAACAAAUACUCCCUGCCAAAGGUUCUGGGAGCGUUCCAACCGGACAAGCAGUCAUCUCCCGGCUAUUCCAUGACGGCACGGUCGAUGAUCGGCGGUUACGCAGAAGACAUGGCCAAGGCCCCCGGACCUGGCAACUACAACGCCGCCCUCCCCGACCUAUACAAGGAGAGGUCCCCUCUGUACUCCAUGAGGAGACGCAGUUACAUGCCCGGGGACAACACCAUGAAGCCAGGACCUGGAGCUCAUUGCCCAGAGAGGGUUGUCAUCAACCGACCAAAGGCUGCUGUCCAUUCACUUGGAAUCCGACAUUCCGAGUUCAUCUGUCCUCUCAUUGUAGAUGUUUCAGACUAGGGGGCGCUUAUCUUGUAUUAGUUUAAGAUAUACUUUCUAAACAUUUUAUAAAAAUAUUAAUGUACAUGUAGUUUGAUUCUUUAAUUGCCACACGGUUUUAAAUUUACACUCGGCAUACAGUUUUGUAGUUUUUGGCUGUUUUAAUGCUGAUUUCUCUCACACGGAUAUAUUUUCUCUCAGACUAAUGUAACCGAAAUGCGUGUAUAUGGUAUAUUUAUUAAGAAUGUGUGGAUAUUGGUUACUUAUUUUCAGUAAGACACACCUGUAUCGGAUUCUAAAAACAGAUAUGUAAACUGGAAAGACGUUGUAUAGAUGUGUUUUUUAAUGUUCUCUUGAUGUGGACACUUCAUGCAAUAGUGUUGUAAUUGUGUAUGUGUGUUUAUCAUACACCAAACGCCCAAAGGGGCAGGCCGAUAAAGAUAUCUGGCAUUCCAAAGGCUGUUUCCUGCAUAUUACAUACUGGGAUGGUGUAGUUAAUAUUGUCACCACCAGGGUGUUUCUGGCAUUAAUCAUCAAUACGAGCUGUUUAACAUGUUACCAAGGAUAAAGAAAUGAGUUAUGUAAUCUCUAAUCAUUUUUGCAUAAUGGCAAGUCUUAGUAAUGGUCAGGAAAUAAAUGGAUAAAACACGUAA